This is a messenger RNA of Aedes albopictus (Asian tiger mosquito), 4963 nucleotides long. Its product is annotated as echinoderm microtubule-associated protein-like 2. The transcript has 8 exons. Lineage: Eukaryota; Metazoa; Arthropoda; Insecta; Diptera; Culicidae. Gene Ontology annotation, biological process: microtubule cytoskeleton organization. The coding region runs from base 1794 to 4643 and encodes 949 amino acids. Gene Ontology annotation, molecular function: microtubule binding. The record is from RefSeq and is a predicted model, not a curated record. Gene Ontology annotation, cellular component: mitotic spindle.
GGCUACUUCGAUUCGAUGUGUUGUAGAGGACCCCUCUUCGCUUCGCACACACAGCUUCGAACUCAGUCACCUACCUACCUACCUACAGAAUGUAGUCCAUAUUGGGACACAAUUUUACACUCAAUGAUCGUCACUUCGAAACAGCUGCGCAGCGCUCCGUACCGUCGUCAGUGCCUUGGUAUGAGUCGCCCUACACCAGCAACGACAUCAACAACGACGACGCAACACUACGACGACCUGGCUGUGGCCCGUGUCUGUUUGUCUGUUUUUGCAGGUUGAGCGAGUCUCUCCGAGGUGAUCUCUGCGAGCUUUUGGGUAACGAUGCGAGUUUCGAAGUGGCUCUCGACCGGACCGGAUUAGCGAAUCGCGUUUAGUGUGCUCGUACCUUCAUGGGAGUCGCAAACGGCGCGGUAGCAUUCCAAGUUUUUAUGUGUUACAACUAGCGGGUCGUCGGUCUUCCCGGUUUUUUUUUGCUCUUGCCCUGAGCCCUAGUGUCUAGUAUACGGUACCUGACAGGGUUGAUAGAAGUGCAUGCGAAUCGAGUUUGUGACCUAACCGUACUCUGAAUGAGCGAGUGGAUCAUGAUGUGAUAUCUCCUACAGUAGUGCAAAGAGUCAUUGGCUGAUGGUGUGUCUGAAACGUGAUUCGGUUCGUGGCUCGGCGAGACGUGUGCGGUGAAAGGUGAAGGUGCGCCGGAAAUAGUGGGUGAAAGGGGGUCGUAUAGCCCCCCUAAUAUGCAUUGAAUGUGCGACGAUGCGGGAAAGUUGUCACGUCAACUGCAACGGUAUGCAAGCAGCGAAUCUCGGUAGCCAAGCGGGAAGACCAUCAUCGUAGUGAACUAAAGCAGCAAGCAUCGCCAACAGGAGGUAGUGUUUACACUGUCGAACGAAAAUGUGAAGCUUUUGAUGUGCUAACAAAUUGCUUAAACAAUCGACCUCUCGUCAUCGUCUCCCGUCGCAGUAGGCUAGAUAUGCACACAAAGUGAGAGCGUGCGAUAAUCAAACGGCUUUGUGAGUUUUGAAGUGAACAGAGGCAAGGCUAACUCGAUUAGACGCGAUAAUAACCUUCAAACGAGGAAGACGCGAAGUGAGUGCGGCAAAAAAAAUCGCUUAUCAGCAGUAGACGUGACGCGCAUUGUGCGUAAUUUUGUUGUUUUCUAAAUAAACGGCCGUUUCCAGGGAAACCCUACUUACACUAAAACCACCGGAUUUGACAAAAAAAACAAGUGGACUACUUCCCGUCCAAACUGCCAUUGCUGUCUGUUAUUAACGGUAAAGAUCACUUUCGGAUUGGUAAAUUUUCUUUUUUCCUCACCACCCGUUCCCUCAUCAUAGGCCCAGACGGCAGUCAGUGACUCUGCCUACUGGUAGGAGCGGAAAUUGAUAUUCCACCGCCAUCGCACCUUCUCCAUUGAUUGUCGCACAAAUCGCACCGGGGAGGACUGACAUUUACAAAGCAAAGCAGGCUAGUACCACCUAUCGCCGGCCGCCUGUGCUCUGUGGUAGGGUGGGGCCGUAUGCCGGCCGCAUGUGAGGGGGCGUAUGUGUGAUAGCUAUUUGCCGGAUCGCAGUUUUUUUUUAUCGAAUAUUCAUUUCGAAUGACAUCAUUACAACAGACAACCAGCCAUCCAGCUAAAGUGAAAAGCAGUAAAUAACCGCCCCAAACCACCCCACUGUGUGUGUCGGUGGCUGCCGUCGUCGCGCGUAUCGUCCGUCACGGCAUACUUAGACCGAUAGAUUUUCGCAUAGAGUCUGCACCUCCGCACCUCGUGCGAGUGGUUAGGGAGAAAAAAUAUGAGCGCUGCCGUCAGCGCCGAUCACACCAUGUUCGGCGACGGGCUCGAGAAACACAACAAUAACAAUAACAGUAAUGGUGAUCGCGAGUCGCGAAAUAAUAAUGGCACCCACGCGUUUGAGACAAUUUCGGAGUCUACGACGACUUCGGCCAGCAGCAGUUCCAUCUUCAAGAGCUCAAUGACCACCACCGCCAGCAAUGUGAGCCGCUCCUCGUCGUACCAUUUGCAGCAUCUCAAAAGCGCCUACGGAGCGUCGGAGGAAAUGCUGGAAACGGAAAAGGCCAGCCUAGUGGAGCGCGUGAACGACCUGGAGCGAAUAGUGCUAGAGCAGAAAGACGAAAUCGUUUGUCUGAAAUCCACGUUGGCUGACGUGCUGCGACGGUUGAGUACCAUCGACAACAGCUAUGACAACGCCAAGAACACCGAAGGCAGCUCACACAGCGGUUCGGUGAUGUCCAGCAAAAGUUUUCGGUUUUCGCGGAACACCAUCACUAGAUUGAACUCCACCGUCGAUGAGAAACGAUUCGGUCGGGUACCAUCGCGGGUGACCAGUUCGCCAUCGCGAAGCAUGUCCACAGCCAAAGCCAGCAGUCUGGCGCAAAAAGCAAUACACCAUUCCAACGGGUCGUUGCAUUCCGACUCGAUGAGUAGCCAUUCGAUAUCGCCUGCCCCGUCGCCAUCGCCCAAACAGCCAAACAUGCAGAAUCUGUCCGCUUCGGCGGCCGGAAUCGGGGGAGUGGGUGGUGUUGGGAUGGGCGGUGGCAUGGGCAAGCGGUGGAGCUCCACUGGGGACUUUGUGAGCGGUUCGCCGGGACCAGCGGGCAGCAAUACCGGUAACAGCAUGUCGCGUUUCUCCACCAAGUCCCUCCUGAAUCUGAACAGCAGCCUCAGCGGCAACGGUCCGAAGCAGGCCGGAUCGCACGCGUACGUCCAACGGCGGGACGACGACGAUUAUCUUAAGCUCUACAUCAGUGGCCGUCCCAUAGUGCUACACAUUCCAGAAGCUCAAAUUAGUUCGUACGAAACGACCAAGGUCCAGCCGGCUCCGAACAAACGCCUCCGGCUGGACUGGGUCUACGGGUAUCGGGGUAAGGACUGUCGGUCGAACCUGCAUCAGCUUCCGACCGGCGAAAUGGUGUAUUUCGUUGCUGCGGUGGUCAUCCUGUACAACAUGGACGAGCAGUCCCAGCGACACUACGUUGGCCAUACUGACGAUGUCAAGAGCUUAGCAGUGCAUCCCAACAAGCUAUUGGUGGCGACGGGGCAAUGUGGAGGCCAUGAAGGAAGGGAUACGCUUCCCCAUAUACGAGUGUGGAACUCCGUAUCGUUAGCGACGUUGAACAUGAUCGGACUGGGAGACUUUACCGGAGCGAUCAACUGUUUGUCGUUUAGUCGGGCGGAUAGUGGGACGAUCCUUGCGGCGAUCGAUGAUUCACCGGACAAGAUCAUAUCAAUCUGGGACUGGCAGAAGAAGGAGAAUGGAAGAAGGAUCACCGAAACCAAAUGCUCGGUGGACACGAUCGUAGCCGUGGAGUUCCAUCCGCUCGACAAAGGGCAGAUCAUUACGAUCGGGAAGAAUCAUAUCGCGUUCUGGUCGUUGGAUCAGAACGGCAUGUUGUACAAGCGGAUGGGAGUGUUUGAAAACCGAGAGAAGCCCAAGUACGUGACGGCGAUAUCGUUUACUCCUGCCGGAGACGUAGUGACGGGAGAUUCGAAUGGAAACAUUUCCAUUUGGCCCCGUGGAACAAACGUGAUCAGUCGAUUCUUGAAAAAGGUUCACGAAGGAUCGAUCUUCUCGAUAUGUGCGUUGCGGAACGGAGGGUUUGUAUCCGGAGGUAAGGAUGGUCGAUUGGUUCUGAUGGAUGACUCGAUGCGGUUAAAGUCGGAACAACUAGUCGAAGCACAUUUUGGAGCAGUCAGAGUUGUUACUCAAGGAAAAGGAUCACAGCUGCUCAUUGGGACUACGAAAAAUUGCAUUCUGUCCGGUGACUUCACCCUGGGACUUGUACCGAUCGUAAUGGGUCAUACAGAUCUUCUGUGGUCGUUGUCGUCACAUCCUCAGGUGGCACAGUUUGUAACCGGUGGACGUGAUCGACUUCUGCAAUUAUGGGACUCUUUGUCACAUUCUGUAGUGUGGAGUAAAGAUAUCGGAGAGCCUAUCCAAACGGUGCAGUUUUCGAACACCGGAGACACGAUCAUAGUUGGAGGCGUUGGAGGGCGAUGGAUGGUUUUCGAUACGGUGACAAGAGAACUGUUGGCCGUCUAUCAGGAUGGACAGGACGUUAUUCAAACGAUCAAAUUCUCCCCGGACAGCAACUUGUUGGCUCUGGGCUCGAAGGACUGUGGCAUAUACAUCUAUCAAUGUACCAAGGUGCCUCAUCGGUUCUCCAAGAUUGGAAAGUGUGCGGGUCAUUCGAGCUUUAUUUCCCACAUGGACUGGUCUAAAGAUAGUACAGUGUUGAGGUCAAACUCGGGAGACUACGAACUACUCUACUGGAACCCAACGCUCUGCCGCCAAAUAACAACCCAGAGUACGGUGAAGAACCUCGAAUGGGCCACCCAGUCGUGCACGGUGAGCUUCGAGACGGUUGGAAUAUGGCCGGAGAACUUUGACGGCACGGACAUCAACAGCGUCUGCAAAGACGGGGAAGAGCAAUUUCUGGUCACAGCCGACGAUACCGGCAAAAUACGGCUGUUUAGCUAUCCGGCCUCGCAACCAAAGUCAUUGUCGCAUGCCUACCGAGGUCACAGUAGUCACGUAACGGCCGUAAAGUUCAUGCAUGAUGGCGUCCGGCUUCUGUCGGCUGGUGGAUUGGACACAAGUGUACUUCAGUGGCGCGUGGUCUAAGUAGGCUGCCGAGAUACAGAGUCGCAAUCGAACGGAAACACAAAACGACGACAAACAACAACAAAAAAAAAACGCAGUACUAAUUGUUACAUUAGUAUUUAAAUUUACACCAUAUGCCUCUUUAUUUAUUAGCUCUACACUUUUUUUUUUCUUAUCGGUCGAUUCAAAUGAACAAAUUAUGCAAGUAAAAAUAUACAAUACACUCCCUCCCCCAAUACUAAGUGAUACAACAGUUGUUUAAUAUUAUUCUAACAGUGCGCAUUUUAGAGCAGAAAAUAAAUUAUUGUACUUUUUAUUCGACAGAGAAUAAUGGAUUCGAA